Purpureocillium lilacinum is the source of this 339-nucleotide messenger RNA. NCBI's taxonomy places the organism in Eukaryota, Fungi, Ascomycota, Sordariomycetes, Hypocreales, Ophiocordycipitaceae. The record is from RefSeq and is a predicted model, not a curated record.
AUGGACUGUGCACUCUGCGGUCCUUUUCGGAUCACGGGAGCAGUGGCCAGUUUCGAGUCUGAUUCUGCCUGGUUGUCGAGCCCACUGGGCGGUGGUGACUUUGCACCCGUGCCCCAGCCAGGCUGCUCGUUCCAUCGACGAGAGGGCGGAGAGACUCGACAUGCUGACACGAACACGGCCAGUCGGGGCGCUGUGGCACGACUUGUGAGGCACGAUUCGUCGCCGCUGACUGAUCAUGGCGCUGGCCACCCGGUACUUUGUAAUGUAUGGAGGCAUUACGAAGUACGACUGCUGUGCUGUGCAGUGCUGUACACGCCGGCGAUGGCGACGUUGGCGUGA